AUGCUGAGCACGGAAAGUUUCACAGGGGCGAGAGCCCUGGGAGAGGAGUCGCUACAGAUGUGGGACCUCAACAAGCGGCUGGAGGCAUAUCUGGCCCGCGUGAAGUUCCUGGAGGAGGAGAACGAGGUGCUGCGAGCUGAAAUCCAGAGCGCCAAGGGCAGCCCGGCCGGGGACUCGUGGCGGGUGAAGUACGAGGAGGAUCUGCGAGCCCUGCGGGAUGCGCUGGAUCACGCCUUCAGGGAGAAGUGCACGGCCGAGCUGGCCAGGGACAACCUCUACGAGGAGGUCCAGCAGGUGAAAAGCAGGUGCCAGAAGGAGCAGGCAGCCCGAGAAGAGGCCAAGAAGCAGCUGUCCUUGAGCAGGAAGGAGCUGGAGGAGGAGAGGAGAGCGCAGAUCUGGCUGAAGGAGAGAGCCGUGCAGCUGGAGAAGGAGGUGGAAGCCUUGCUGGAGGUGCACGAGGAGGAGAAAGCGGGGCUGGACCAGGAGAUCGCGAGCUACUCCCAGAGCCUGGAGAGCUUCCGCUGUGCACCGGUGGCUUUCCAGCCCGUGGAGGUGGAGGACUAUUCCAAGAGGCUCUCAGAGAUCUGGAAAGGGGCAGUGGAGACCUACAAGACGGAGGUGUCGCAGCUGGAGGGCUCCCUCUGCCAGGCCAAGGAGAACCUGUGGAAAGCAGUGGAGGACAACCAUAAGAGCCAGCUGCAGCUGCAGCACCUGGAGAAGGACCUGGCGGGGCUCAAAGUGCGGAAGGAGAUGCUGGAGGAGAGCCUGGCCCAGCAGUGGCAGGAGCAGCGUGGGGAGGCAGAGAAGUUCCAGCUGGCGAUGGAGGCCCUGGAGCAGGAGCAGCAGAGCCUGCGGGUGCAGAUCGCCCGGGUGCUGGAGGACAGGCAGCAGCUCAUGCACCUCAAGAUGUCCCUCAGCCUGGAAGUGGCGACCUACAGGACGCUGCUGGAAGCGGAGAGCACCCGCCUGCAAAUGCCAGCCGGGGAAUUCAGACUGGUCAACGGCGUGCGAGAUCUCAAACUGGAGGCGAGCAGCGGCAGCAAACUGGUACCAGCAAGCCCUGAGCCCAGGCGGCUGCUGCCCCGGGACCACGGCGCCAGCCCCUCUGUCUUCCCCAGGGCAGAGGGGAGGGGUCAGCCAGCAAAACCUCAGAGCGACGCCCUGACACCCAAAAGCCAGAGCCCCGAUGCCAGGGAGCUCCAGAAAAUCAGCUCAGUCCUCCACGGCACAGUUGCUGGCAGGGCUGGGCGCCCGGGUGCCCCCGGCUGCCCCACACCGAGCCCCUCCCAAGCUGCCCCUCCUCUCUCCCCGGAGCCCCCCAGCCCCUCCCCACCGGAGCCGGGGAGCCCAGGGGGAGAGGGUCCCGCCUGGCCGGGGGGAGCCGGGGGGGUGACGAGCCGAGGGACGGAGCAUCCCCUGCCCGGAGCAGCCAACACAGAGAGCCCCGAGGACGGGGUGAAGCCCCCCGGAACGGCGCCCACCCGCAGCCUGCAGUACCCGGCCCAGCUGGUCAGCCACGCCCUGCAGGACGCGCUCAAGGAAGUGGAAGACGAUGCUCAGCCCGAGGAAGAGCCCACCCUCAACGCCUCCGAGGGCUCUGGGGACGGUGAUGGCCCCGAAGUGGAGGAGAGGGCUGGGGCAGCCGAGCUCCAGGGGCUGGGUGUGGAGAGCAGCAUCCUGGGGGACAGAGCCACGUCCCCCCUGGGCACGGCCCUGAGUGACACAGUGAGACGGGAAGAGAUGGGAGCGUGGGAGGAGGAGGAGGUGCCUGCUGGGCUGAGCCCAAGGGAUCCAGAGGCAGAGGUCCAGGAAGAGGAUGUGAGUGGUCCUGGACAGACAGCGACCAGCUGGGAAAAACCAGGGCAAGAGGAGGAUGGGGAAGAGACCCCAAGCACGGAGCCAUCACAACCCUCAGAAGAUGAGGAGGAGAGGGGACUCCGCAGUCCCUGUCAGGAGGACGGAGAUUUCCAUGGAGAAGGAGGGGAUGAGCCAGAAGAGGAGUCUCCAGAUGGGGAAGUGGAAGCUGUUCGUGCUGUCCUCAUGGAAAGCCACCUGGUUUCACCCACGAAGAGUCACCUGGAAGAGGAUUUUGUUGAUGCAGAGCAGGAAAAUUCUGAGCAUCAGAAAAUUACUGCAUGUGAGACAGAGGCUGCAGAGCAGGAAAGGGGACAGGAGCUGUGCCCAGAGCAGGAGCCCUCGACUGUCCAUGAGGCCAUCCCAGCAGAGGAGGCUUCAUCAGGAGCUGAAGAAGAUGCUGUGGGAGGGGAGGACACAGGCAGAGUGAAAGAUGGAGAGGAUCCCGAGGCAGGAGAGACUUCAGGAGGUGACACCCUGGGGUGGGAGAGCAGAGCCCCAGAGGAGCCUGAGGACCUGCAGGAAGCCAGAGCUUCUGUGGAAGAGGGUGGGGAACAGGAGCUGGAGCUGGAAGAGGAGUCCUGGGGCAAGGGGGAUGAUGGCAAUGGCCAAGAGCCCUGUCCAGGGGACUGGGAGGUGACAGCAGAGGACACAGAGGGGGUUUUGGGCACAGAAGAGUCAGCCUGGGCUGAUGACACUCCGUCCAGCACAGGAAGGCUGGAAAGUGAGGAGAGAGAUGGCACAUCGCCAGCAGAGCUGGAGGAAGCCCAGGAAGACGAUGAAGAAGAUGCCAAGAGCCAGGGGAUGAGCCAGCAGCAACCACUGCCAGAGGCUGAGCCAGCAGCGGAGCUGGCAAGGCAGGAGCAGGAGGGCACUGCAGGGCAGCCUGACCCAGCCACCCCACAUGCCCCUGGGCGAGGGGACAGCCAGGAGCCGGCCGAGGCUCCCGAGGAGCCGUGGGAGGUGCAGGGUGAGGAUGCUGAAGAGGGGCUCGGCUCAGAGCUGGGGCAGCCAGAGAGCAGCAGCUCCGGCCUCGAGGCACUGCAGGAGGUGUCAGGUGAGGGCACAGAGAGCAGUGAGUGGGCGGAGGAGGAUUUUGGGAGAUCGGGAGACUCGGAGCCCAUCCCAGGCACCGGCAGGAGGGUGGAGCUGGAGGACACCCUGCCGGACAGCACACCCUUGCACCUCUACGAGGGGGAGAUGCUGGCUGGGGGUGCACCCAGCCAAACCCCCCCAGAGACUGAGGAGACCACGGAGACAGACCCUGUGACCGAAACAGCUCCGGAGGGGGAAGAGUGGCUGGGAGGGGGGGACAAGCCACUGACUCCCACCAUGCCAGAGAGCCCUGAAGAAGAGGCAGAGGCAGAGGUGGCCCCUGUGGCAGAGGGUGCUGAGGAGGAGGAAGGAUAUUUCAUGGUCUCUGCUCCCAGCCAAGAGGUGUCCAGCUCGGAGGAAGCUGAGAUCUCUGAGGACUUUGAAGAAAUUAAAGUGGAAGCAACUGAAGGCAGCCAAGGUGACCUGGGAGCUCCCAGAGAAGCAUCUCCAGUGCCAGAGGGCAAAGGGCACCUCCAGACUUUUGUUGGGGAAGCAGAAGAAGACAUGGAGAUGCCCACAGAAGAACCUGAGAAGCCACAGGAUGAGGAGGAGGAUGGCACUGCUGAGCUGGAGGAAGGCCCAGCUAUGCCUGAAGCAGAUCCCAGCAGCCCCGGGGCCAUGGGACCAUUAACAGGAGGCACUGACCAGCCAGCCCAGGGUGCCACAGGCACCGGAGCACAGGAGGGACCCGACCACUCUGAGGGUUUGGCUGCCGAAUGGGAUGAGGAGCUCCAUGGCACGGUGGAGCUGGAGAGCGAUGCCAAGCUCCAGGCCCAGGCGGUGCCGGAGCAGGCGGAGCAGCCGUCGGAUGAGCAGCCGCCCGUGGAGGAGGAAGCACCAGACAGUGACAGCCCCCCCUCAGCAGGGGAUGAGCAGCCCCCCGAGGCCGACCCACCCCGGCCGGGCUCUGCACUGGAGCAGAGAGGUUUUCCAGAGGUGAUCACAGACAUCCCUGACACAGCUCUUCUCCCGCCAAAGGUGCCCGUGGAUGUCAUGAAGGACUCCGAUAUUUUGGAAAUAGUUGAGCAGGCCCUGGAGUUCAACCAGGAGCUGGUGAUGGGGGCGAGGGCGGCCGAGGGAGGGCAGCAGGGUCCUGGCAGGACCGAGCUCCCCCAGGAUGCUGGGGAAGACUCCUCACCGGCCUCGUCCAGCGAGGAGGAGCCGACGGUGCAGGAGGCGCCGGAGCCCGAGGGUCGGGCUCGGGCUGCGAACGGGCUGCACCGGGAGGCCAGUCUGGAGGACCUGGCCGAGUUCACCGAGGAGGUGCUGAACGGCAUUGCCAGCAUGGCCCCGGCACAGGAGUUCCCCUCGGGGGCCGCAGACCCCUCCGUGGGGAUCACCCGGAGCCAGGAGCCAACAGCCCCGGCCGCUGUUCCUGCCCGGCCCGGGCAGGAUGCCCACGGGACAGCCCGCGGCUCCCGGGAGCUGCGGGAACCCCGGAACCACGGUGGGGACCCCGGCAGAUGA
Molecule: messenger RNA, 4416 nt
Organism: Manacus vitellinus (golden-collared manakin)
Lineage: Eukaryota; Metazoa; Chordata; Aves; Passeriformes; Pipridae
Gene: NES
Product: nestin
Exons: 8
Coding region: 1-4416 (1471 amino acids)
Biological process (GO): positive regulation of intermediate filament depolymerization
Cellular component (GO): intermediate filament
Molecular function (GO): CCR5 chemokine receptor binding; intermediate filament binding
Source: RefSeq, a predicted model, not a curated record